This is a messenger RNA of Phycodurus eques (leafy seadragon), 5365 nucleotides long. RefSeq names its product glucocorticoid receptor-like. Bases 503 to 2866 code for a protein of 787 amino acids. The record is from RefSeq and is a predicted model, not a curated record. Gene Ontology annotation, biological process: regulation of DNA-templated transcription. Gene Ontology annotation, molecular function: sequence-specific DNA binding; DNA-binding transcription factor activity; zinc ion binding. Lineage: Eukaryota; Metazoa; Chordata; Actinopteri; Syngnathiformes; Syngnathidae. The transcript is spliced from 10 exons.
AUUGAUGACUUCGGACUAACUGUCCGCCCUGCCUACCGGGAGUUGGCAGCAGAAUGCGCCCGCUCUUCGCGCUCGCUCGCUCUUAUAUAACUUCAACGUGCGCGUCGAGCGCGGCUGCCACUUUACGCACGGGCUCGCACUUUGGCACUUUUAGAAGAUCCCUCGAACUCGUUGUGGAUUUCUUCGGGAGCGUGUUUUCUUUCUCUUCCCGAUUCUUAAAUCGGCGAAAGAGGAGCGAGAUUUUUGGCUUCGGACCUCCUCCUCGACCUUGUUUACUUGAGUUGCCAAAUAGUUGCUGCUGGGGAUAUUUACUCGAGACUUGAGGAUGAGCGUUUUUUUUUAAAAAAAAAUAUUUUUGCCGUGUCAAAUGCACGGAAUAUUUUUUAUUCCACGGCUCCUCCGCGCCGACUUUGCGUCACUCCUGGUUAUUUCUCACUGAGUUUUUGACAGGACAUGACUUAAAACGGAGGGCUGCAUCCCUCUCCAGACAGCAGAUAGCAAAAUGGAUCAGGGCAGCUCGAAGUGCAACAGUAAUCGAGACGACUGCCUGACAUUCAUAGAGUUGGGAACCGGAGUAUGUAAAGAGUCAGCUGACACCACAGGUUCCCUGCUCAGUGCUCUCCACUCAACUCCCGUAACCCCAAACGGGGGUGGAACCAAAGACCAGCUGGAGCCUAGAAGCCUCUUCGACUCCCACCAGCAGCGUAAGGUCCCGCUCGAAGGGUCAAGCAUGAAUGGCCAGAAAAUGGUCCGACUAGAGAAACAGCAGCAGGAUGUUGGCGUGUUUAACAUGGAGGACGACUUGGCGGUGCUGAGCCAGAAUAUUGCUGAUCUGGACCAUGCGUCCACGUCUGUCAUCGACACCUCUGUCCUGGGAAACCUUCCUCUGCCUGACCUUUUCCCCCAGCACAUCAAACAGGAAGGAGACUUCUCCCUGGAUAAAGAAUUUCACGGUGGACUUCCCUGCACAUCUUCCUGUGGUUUGACAGGCGUCAGUCGCCUGAUUGAGGACAGCGAGCUUUGGAAAAACCUGGAUCUUCCGGUAUCCCUGUCAGAGAUCAGCGACUUUGAGUUGGAUUCUGAAGUGGCUCACUUGGAUAACAUCCUGCAUGACGGCCGCAGACCUGUCGAAGGCUUACCAAAAGCGACGCAAGCGCCCACGGGCAACAGCAGGAACUGUCACAACGCUAAUGACACCAGCCAGCAGCAUGACGCCAUGCUCCACCAUCAUCAUCAUCCUCACCAGCAGCAUCACCUUCUGCAGCACCAGCUUCACCAACAACAUCAGCAGCCCUCUACCCUUCUCUCCAGCGUCAUUGUCAAAGAGAAGGACCCCGACCACUCUUUCACCCACAUCCGCACUCCCAGUGUCGUCAAGCUGGAGAAGCAGGAGCCUGUGUUCUGCCAGUCGCAGUGUCUCCAGGGAGGCAUGGGCUCGGUUCAUUUAGGAGCCCCGAUGUCCUCGUCUACGAGCAUGGACGCAGUUCCUGGCUACCGCUGCAUAACCACUGCACCCUCCAACAUGGGCCAGCAAGACCGGAAGCCCUUUGGCAUGCACUCGAGCCUGCCCUCAUUGGGGGAGAGCUGGAUGCAGGUGGACGGGUAUGGACAGGCAAAGGUGAUUCAAAGGGCCAAUGACGGGCUUGCCAACACUGCGGUGUUGACGUCAUACCCGCUCAGUUUUUCCAGCUCAUCACCCAGAAUUGGAGCAGAGUCCAACAGUUCUAUAGUAUUGGGUCAAUCCAAACCCAACGGACAGACCCACAAAGUGUGUCUGGUGUGUUCGGAUGAGGCCUCCGGAUGCCACUAUGGGGUGGUAACAUGCGGCAGCUGCAAGGUUUUCUUCAAGAGGGCUGUGGAAGGAUGGAGAGCUCGACAAAAGAGUGAUGGUCAGCACAACUACCUGUGUGCAGGGAGGAACGACUGCAUCAUCGACAAGAUCCGCAGGAAAAACUGUCCAGCCUGCCGCUUCCGGAAAUGCCUUCAGGCUGGAAUGAAUUUAGAAGCGAGGAAAAACAAGAAGCUGAACAAAAAAAUAGACCAUCGAAUUAUCAGGCCGCCGGAGCCCGUCCCCACCAUGCCCGGUCUGGCCAUCCCUGCCUGCGUGCCCCAGCUGGUGCCCGCCAUGCUGUCUGUGCUCAAGGCCAUCGAGCCCGAGAUCAUCUACUCUGGCUACGAUCCCACGCUGCCCGACACGUCCUCGCGCCUCAUGAGCACGCUCAACAAGCUCGGCGGGCAGCAGAUCAUCUCGGCUGUCAAGUGGGCAAAGUCGCUGCCAGGCUUCCGUAACCUGCACCUGGAUGACCAGAUGACGCUGCUGCAGUGCUCGUGGCUCUUCCUCAUGUCCUUCGGUCUGGGCUGGAGGUCGUACCAGCAAUGCAACGGCAGCAUGCUCUGCUUCGCCCCCGACCUCGUCAUCAACCAAGAGCGCAUGAAGCUUCCUUUUAUGUUGGGGCAAUGCGAGCAGAUGCUGAAGAUCUGCACAGAGUUUGUGCGUCUGGAGGUGUCCUACGAUGAGUACCUGUGCAUGAAGGUACUGCUGCUGCUGAGCACAGUGCCUAAAGAGGGCCUAAAGAGCCAGGCGGUGUUCGAUGAGAUCCGCAUGAUGUACAUCAAGGAGCUGGGAAAAGCCAUCGUCAAGCGAGAGGAGAGCACCAGCCAGAACUGGCAACGCUUCUACCAGCUCACUAAGCUACUGGACUCCAUGCAGGGGAUGGUGGAGGAUCUCCUCCAGAUUUGCUUCUACACGUUCAUGAAUAAGACGCUGAGUGUGGAGUUCCCCGAGAUGCUGGCGGAGAUCAUCACCAACCAGAUACCAAAAGUCAAAGACGGCAGCGUCAAGCAGCUGCUCUUUCAUCAGUCGUGAGCGCCUUCAGGCCUUAACAGCCAUGCCUUAAAUUCCCCCCCGAACCCCAACUCCCAAUUCCGUGACGCGCCACUUUACUGCCACAUCCUCGCUCAGGUUUGAAAACCGACUGCCCAUUUGGUCUUCAGAGGAAAUAUUUUCGGCCCCCUCAUCCUCCUCAGCCUGAAUGUUUUUCAGUUUGGUGGCCACAUGAUUUCACCGUUGACAACUACAAACAUCCACGUCCUGAUUACGCUCUCCCAUUACCUGCCGACGACCUUCAGAAUGUAACGUGUCAACUAUAUAUAUAUAUUAGUAUAUAGUAUAUAUACAUACAGUAUGAUAUACCCCAAGAAGACGAAAAUGUUUUCAGCUUGUUUGUUAUAAGCGACAAAACACAGCGACUGAAAAAAAAUCUUUGGAUUUUCCGCUUGUUGAAUGCACGCACACUCGCUUUUAAGUCCAUUCAGCAACAGCAAGUACAUGUGAGAAGGGAAACCAGUGCCUUUCAGCUUCUAAAGCUUUUCAUAGCUGUUAAUUAUUUUUGUUUUUUUGUUUUUUUUUUUUUUACACAAUAUACAAUAAAAAAAAAAACUCUCGUCAACUUUUCCCAUCAUGAAAACAUUCUUGAUCGAGUAGGGCCUCACUAAAAAUAAAAAAAAUAUUGUUUUUAGUCAUUGAAAAGAGUCAUUUUACUGUACGUUAUGAAGGGGGGGAGGAUAUUAAAACAAAUCGUGAUUUUAUGAGAAUAAUUUAUCUCAUUAAAAACUCUGUUUUGUGAAAAAAAAUUAGAAACUCAUGAGUGAAGUCAGAAUUUUGCAGUAACAAAAAGUAAAUAUUACAAGUCAAAUUGUAAUUUCAUAAGUAAAAGUUGUAGUAUUACAAAAAUAAGGUUAAAACAAAAAAGGCUUGUGAUAUUAUAGCUGACAUAUUGACAUUGAAAACGACAUUAAAACAAAGUCAAAGAAUAAAGUGCUAGUUAAAUGAGGAAGAAGUCGCCCUCUCUUUCAGUCAGGAAAAAUUAUGAGUAAAGUUGCAAUUUUCCCCCCCAACAAAAAUCAAUAUUCAGCAAUCAAGUUGGGAUAUUGCAAGAAAUGUGUUGAUUAGGAAUACUUUCAAAACAAUUUUUUUUCAUUUUAUGUAAAAUAUUAUUGUAUGAGUCCAAAUUUCCACCCUAAAAAGUCAAUAUUCAACACUUAAAUUGAGAGAUUUCAAAAAGAAAGUCAAGCCUUUACAAAAAAAAAAAAAAGUUGUGAUCUUACAAGAAUCAAUCUUAAUUUUUGGGGUUGUUACAUCUGAUAUCAUAGAUCAGUGGUUUGUAAAAAAGUGUACCAAAUAAUAUUUAAAACAAACAGUUCUAAAAGAUUAUAUGCAAAAAUGUUCUACUUUAAAAUUAAGUACAACUGCACUGUACUCAACACUGAAACAUUAUGCAUGCACAGUUAUGCACAAUUUGAACAUUUAAUUCAGUGAUUCUUUCACAUACCAUUAGCGAGAGCCACACUUUGAAAAUUAAUGUUAUAGAUUAUGAAGAGUAAAAUUUAAGAGUAAAAAAAAUAAUAAUCUUAAUAUUAAAACAACUAAUCUGAGAAUAACGUGGUAAUUUAACAAGGGAAAAAAGGUUUGCAACAACAAAUCGAACAAUGAUCACACUUUCAAUUUGUGGGGACUAAAAAAGUUGGAGUUUGGCAAUAAAAAAGUCAGAAAAAAUAUCCCAAAACCCCAAACGGGUAGUAUUGGUUUCUCCAAAUUGAUUACCUAAACACGUUUGACGGGAAAAAUAUUGGCAUGUGUUUGUUAAGACUUUUUUGGCACAGUAUUCUCGUAAUAUCUGACUUCACUCGAUUUUGAAUUCCAUAACUAUAUUUUUUUUCUCAGUGUUGCUAAUACUGCUUCACGCAUUUAAGUACUUGUGAAUAAUUAUCAUCAUAAUUGCUCAUAAACGCAGAAUAUUUUUGAUGGGUACCAAAAUUGUCCUUUCAUUGCUUGCUUCAUUUAAUCAGAUGAACAUUUAUCUCCGUUCAAUAGUGCCACAUGAAGCUAAUGAACCCUUUAAUCAAUUACGAGGUGUAGUUAAAUCGCCACCCCAGUAGAGGAAAGCAUUUAAAAGAAAAAAGGAACAGCCAUAUAUAGACAUAAUAUAUGAAUUUUUUUUUUUCUUUUGUAAGAUGUAACAAAAUUCAAAUCCCAUAAAGUUCUAUUCACUGCUCCAGUAUUUUCAAAUGAGAUGCAAAAUAAUAUUAGCUCAGGCUCGGUCACUGGUGCCAAAAGUCACAGGCGGUUGUAAAUAGAUGACUUCUAUUGCUUUGAUUGUUUUCAACUUGUGUGUGAAUGUUUUGUGUGUGCGUGUGUGUGUGUGUGUGUGUGAAUUAGUGUACGUGUGUGAGUGAUGCUCCAAUUGUGACCAUUUGCUUCAGGGUGCCCAUACAUGAGGUUUUCACAAUAUACACCAGCUUCAAUGUACUGAUUAUCAACUAUUAUCAUCAUGCAGGUAAAAUUAAAUAUUGUAGCUUUUGGGAA